This is a messenger RNA of Mycena citricolor, 1075 nucleotides long. The record is from the annotation of a GenBank genome assembly. Lineage: Eukaryota; Fungi; Basidiomycota; Agaricomycetes; Agaricales; Mycenaceae.
GGCGGCCUCGCGGAUGAUGCGCUGAAUCUGUCAUGAGCUGCAGAAGCAGAUUACACGGCAUAUGUUGCGCAUUCCAGUCUCACGAACUAGGUUCGCGGCACAUGUUGACAUUACACGCUCUUCCAAUUGUGCUCGAUGUUCUCACCUGGGACAGUUCGAGUCCCACAGACUCGGAUCUCAAGGCUGGGAACUCGGGCCGUCGACAGAUCUGGGCAAACAACUCAACCCGGAAAACAGCAGAUAAUCAGAAACUUCGAAGCCUGAAUUGGUGUCUCGUCCAAUCUACGCCGGCCUAUUCACGGACGCCGAAUUCCAGAACCCUGGCAAAUCCCGCUCGGGAAGACGACUAAUUCUACCAUGCAUGUCCACAGUCGUGCUCUCGGUGGCACAACAGUCAUCCUCGUUUGGCUUUCAUGGCGUGAUUGAUCUGUUGCGUACUUUCGAGAUAAUCGAACCGAACGCACGUCCAGAGCUUAUCUGAACCAGAUUUGGUACACAAAAUCAAGAGUUUAAUCUGUUGACUAUCGUUCCCAAGUCUCUCGCCGCUGCAGACAUCGGGGAUCUCACGAGAAACUCAGUCAACACGUGAACGCUCGAGCUGGUCAUCGGAAUCCAUGACAGGUGCUGAUAUUGAGCACCACAUAACUUCCUCUGUGAUGUAUCCUGUGUAGAGAGCGACCCGUAAUGGUCAUUCUCUCACACACAGCCGGGUGAACGGCCCUGCGUUGACGUCGUGCACUCUGAUAGACCGUUCGGGCGACUGGUGAAGGGGCCACCGAGGUCUCUUCAAUCACAAAACAUUUCGCCGCCCCACCCUCAGAUUUAAAUCGGGACAGAGCGGUGAACUUGGCACGAAGCUUUCGGGACUAUUCCUGAGACAUGUUUUCGACCCCGUGCCCUCAGAAAACCCCUUCCGUCCGUCCUUCUUGUAGCUCUUUUGUCCUUCUGUGAUUUUCUCUGUCAUUCUUUACCAUUGAUAAUUCCGGCUUACGCGUGUCGGCCCUGAUCAGAUGUCUGCACACGCAAGUUCCACUCACUCGAGACGUCGGCUACGGCCUACCGUCUGGGGUUGUCC